Molecule: messenger RNA, 1727 nt
Organism: Aspergillus ochraceoroseus IBT 24754
Lineage: Eukaryota; Fungi; Ascomycota; Eurotiomycetes; Eurotiales; Aspergillaceae
Gene: exg2
Product: putative exo-beta-1,3-glucanase
Exons: 1
Coding region: 104-1480 (458 amino acids)
Biological process (GO): glucan catabolic process
Cellular component (GO): cell surface; extracellular region
Molecular function (GO): beta-glucosidase activity
Source: RefSeq, a predicted model, not a curated record
GUAGGAAUCUGCUCGAGGAACCGUUCUUGACCCGUGGACGUGGUACGACACAACCGACUUUAAUGUGACCUACACCAACGCAACCGUCGGCGGCCUCUCUAUCAUGGGCUUGAAUUCAACCUGGGAUGACUCUGCGCGGCCGAAUGAAAAUGUUCCGCCAUUGAAUGAAAAGUUUCCGUACGGAUCGCAGCCCAUCCGAGGCGUGAACCUAGGAGGCUGGCUAUCACUUGAACCGUUCAUCACCCCUUCCCUUUUUGAGGGCUAUACGAAUGUCAUCGAUGAGUAUACGCUGAGCAAAACUCUGGGAAGUGAUGCAGCCUCGACCAUCGAAAAGCACUACGCAACUUUCAUCACCGAACAAGAUUUCGCCGACAUUCGCGACGCCGGGCUCGACCACGUUCGUAUUCAAUUCUCCUAUUGGGCCUUCGCGCCCAUCGAUGGCGAACCGUAUGUCCCCAAAAUCGCUUGGCGAUAUCUCCUUCGGGCCAUCGAGUACUGCCGUAAGUAUGGUCUGCGUGUGAAUCUCGACCCCCAUGGUAUCCCCGGAAGUCAGAAUGGCUUCAACCACAGCGGCCGACAGGGCCAAAUCGGAUGGCUGAAUGGGACCGAUGGCUCGGCGAACGCCCAGCUCGCACUCGAUCUUCACAACCAGCUUUCUCAGUUCUUUUCCCAGGAGCGCUAUAAGAAUAUCGUAGCCAUCUACGGUCUCGUUAACGAACCCUUCAUGCUGUCAUUGGACAUUGAGAAAGUCCUGAACUGGACUACUGAAGCCACCGAGCUGGUGCAGAAGAAUAAUAUCACCGCUUGGGUUGCCUUCCACGACGGCUUCCUCAACCUCAGCAAAUGGAAGUCAAUGCUCAAAUCCGGCCCUGCUGGUCUCCUCCUUGAUACUCACCAAUACACCAUCUUUAACACGGCGGAGAUUGUCCUCAACCACACCGCCAAGGUAGACCUCAUCUGCAACAGCUGGUAUAGCAUGAUUAGUGAGAUAAAUUCCACUUCUGAAGGGUACUUCCUCCCUAUCCUUUUCCUGAUUGCAUAUACUAACCGGAAAAUAAGGUGGGGCCCGACAAUCUGCGGCGAAUUUUCCAUGGCUGACACGGACUGUGCGCAAUACCUCAACAACGUUGGCCGCGGCACUCGCUGGGAAGGCACUUACUCGACCUCCGACUCGACCGCCUACUGUCCUACCGCCGAUGAGACCGAUCAACCAGCCUGCAGCUGUUCAAACGCCAACGCUGACGUCUCCGCUUACUCGGACAACUACAAGACUUUUCUGCAAACUUACGCGGAGGCCCAAAUGUCUGCGUUUUCUACAGCCUUGGGUUGGUUUUAUUGGACUUGGUAUACGGAAUCUGCACCGCAGUGGAGCUACAAGACGGGCUGGAAGAAUGGCUUCUUGCCCGCAAAGGCCUAUGCUCCAUCUUUCAAGUGUGGUGAUACCAUACCAAGUUUUGGAACUUUACAAGAGAAUUACUAAUUUUGGUGCAUGAUUUGAAAUGAUUUGAGUUGAAUUGAGCUGGAUUUUGGUUGUACAUAUGUGCCAAUACUGUUCAUAGCUGACAACCACAACAGCAAUGUUCUACAAGACUAUCUUACUUUUGGAUGCUAAAAGGUCAAUAAUAAUAUUUAGAAAAAAAAAGAGAGAAAAAUAUACUUUGCGCGCUACAAGAUGGGAUAGCAAUUAAGUACAUAGUAGUUACUUCCUGAUAUUCACAACUCACUUC